AUGAUGAAUGGAAGAAACAGGUAUCCUUUUACUCCUUCUCAAUGGCAAGAGCUUGAACAUCAAGCUCUUAUCUACAAAUACAUGGCAUCAGGUAUCAACAUUCCACCUGAUCUUCUCUUCACUAUCAAAAGAAGCUACUUAGACUCAACAAGGCUCUCACCUCACCAGUCUCAACACUUUGGGUGGAACUAUUUGCCAAUGGGGUUAGGAAGAAAAAUAGACCCAGAGCCAGGGAGGUGUAGAAGAACAGAUGGAAAGAAAUGGAGGUGUUCAAAAGAAGCAUAUCCAGAUUCAAAGUACUGUGAGAGACACAUGCAUAGAGGUAAAAACCGUUCAAGAAAGCCUGUGGAAGUUUUGAAAACAACAAACACAGAUUCUGUUUCUGCUGUUGCUGUUGCUACUUCAUCAAUCUUAUCAAUGACUAAAAAUAGCACUAGUCUUGAUACUGAUAGUAACACUGCAGCACUCACCCCAACCUCUCAUCAUGAUAGUACUACUUACCAUUAUCCUCAACAGAACUCUUCUUAUGGUUCUUCUCAUCUUCAACACUCUUUCCUCUACAACAAUAACCCUCCAUCUUCAAGGCCUAGUUUCUCAUUUCAAGACAUCAACACUAGUGCUCCUAUGUUUCUUGAUAGUUCUGGUUCUUCCUCUCACAAUAACAACAACACUGAUUGCAGGAACAGGUAUGUUUAUGGACUGAGAGAAGAGGUAGAUGAGCAUGCUUUCUUCACUGAACCAUCUGGAACUAUAAGAAGUUUAUCAGCUUCAUCUAUGGAUGAUCAAUGGCAGCUCACACCACUUACUAUAAGCUCAUCUUCCACUUCAAAACAGAGGAGUUGCUCUGGUUUAUCCAAUGAUCAGAAUGAGUACUCUUAUUUGCAACUUCAAAGCCUCACUGACAACAACAACAACAACAACUCAAAACAAGCACAUCAAGAUCAAAGUUGUUACAUCUCAGGUAAUGAAGAAACAUUCAUGAAAGAUGGGAAAGAAGAACCUCAAAAGAUUUUUCAUCGUUUUUUCGAUGAAUGGCCACCGAAAAGCAGCAGAAACUCGUGGCUUGAUUUGGAUGAUAAAUCAUCCACCACUCAGCUUUCAAUUUCCAUUCCAACAUCAUCUCAUGAUUUCACAACUUUCAGUUCCACUAACCAAAGAGAUGGUUGA
Lathyrus sativus (Indian pea) is the source of this 1167-nucleotide messenger RNA. Lineage: Eukaryota; Viridiplantae; Streptophyta; Magnoliopsida; Fabales; Fabaceae. The record is from the annotation of a GenBank genome assembly.